AGACAAGACAAGAACCACAUUUCAGUCAAGAGUGGCAGAAAAGUCUGAGAACUCGCCUUCUUCUAAUCAUCUGAGUUGAAUUUUCUGAGGGAUCAUCCAGUGAGUCUUAGCUAUAAUUCUGCUCAUAUCUCCUUGCCCAGAACCUUAUACCAACGGGCAUGGCAUACCUUUACCUGCCUGUUUUCAUAUUCUUGCUGUCCAUGGCUUGUUCAUGCCAAUCCGACGACAGGCUAACACCUGCAAAGCCACUCCUGCCGGGCGACAUGUUGAUCUCACAUGGUGGAGUCUUUGCUCUCGGCUUCUUCUCCCUGACAAACUCAAGUUCGAGUUCAUAUGUCGGCAUAUGGUACAACAACAUCCCUGAGCGCACAUACGUGUGGAUCGCCAACCGCGACAACCCAAUCACUACAGAUGUGCCAGGGACGAAGCUAGCUUUUACCAACAGUUCUGACCUUGUCUUGUUAGACUCCACAGGCCACACUAUCUGGAUGACGAGAAGCAGCAUCAGUGCAGGAGGCGGUGGAACUGCUGCCGUCGUCCUGCUCGACUCGGGGAACUUGGUUAUCCAGUCGAUAGAUGGUACUGCCAUAUGGGAGAGCUUUGAUCACCUGACCGACACCGUCAUCCCUGGUGUAAGUUUAUCGUUGAGCUCGUCUGAUGCUGCUGCUAGUGCUAGGCGCCUUGUUGCCUGGAAGGGGCCUGAUGAUCCAUCCAGCGGCAACUUCUCCAUGGGUGGCGACUCAAGCUCAGAUCUCCAGAUUGUCACUUGGAAUGGGACGAGGCCAUUCUGGCGGAGAGCUGCGUGGGGUGGUGAGGUGACAUUCGGCACAUUCGAGGACAACACCAGCUUCACGAUGUACGAAACAAUAACAGGCGGCACAGGGGAUGACUACUACAUCAAACUCACCGUCUCUGAUGGCGCACCGAUCAUACGCGUAAGCCUGGAUUACACGGGCUUGUUUACCUACCGAAGAUGGAACCUCAAAACAUCCUCUUGGACAGUCUUUGUACAAUUCCCCAGUUCAGCCUGUGACCGUUAUGCCUUCUGUGGCCCGUUCGCCUACUGUGAUAGCACUGAGACUGUUCCGUCUUGCAAGUGCCUUGAUGGGUUUGAGCCCAUUGGUCUUGAUUUUUCCCAAGGAUGUCGGAGAAAGGAGGAGCUCAAAUGUGGUGAUGGAGAUACAUUCUUAACCUUGCCCACCAUGAAGACUCCUGACAAGUUCUUAUACAUCAAGAAUAGAAGCUUUGACCAGUGCACUGCAGAGUGCAGCAACAACUGCUCCUGCACAGCGUAUGCUUAUGAUAACCUGCAAAAUGUUGACUCGACGAUUGACACAACAAGGUGCUUGGUCUGGAUGGGGGAGCUUAUCGAUGCUGAGAAGUUCGGUAACACAUUUGGUGAGAACCUGUAUCUCCGGGUCUCCAGCUCACCAGUAAACAAGAUGAAGAACACUGUACUAAAGAUUGUACUGCCGGCUAUGAUUACUUUUCUUCUUUUAACCACAUGCAUAUGGCUUCUAUGCAAGUUAAGAGGGAAACACCAAACAGGGAAUGUUCAGAACAAUCUACUAUGCUUGAAUCCUCCCAACGAAUUUGGGAAUGAAAAUCUAGAUUUUCCAUCAUUCAGCUUUGAAGACAUCAUCAUUGCAACAAACAAUUUCUCUGAUUAUAAGUUGCUUGGGGAAGGUGGUUUUGGAAAAGUUUACAAGGGAGUGUUGGAAGGUGGCAAGGAAGUCGCUGUCAAAAGGCUUAGUAAGGGUUCUGUGCAAGGGAUUCAGGAGUUUAGAAAUGAAGUUGUUCUGAUUGCCAAACUGCAGCACAGAAACUUAGUCAGACUCCUUGGUUUCUGCAUUCAUGAAGACGAGAAGUUACUUAUCUAUGAGUACUUACCUAACAAAAGCUUAGAUGCUUUCCUUUUUGAUGCUACAAGAAAAUCAUUGCUUGAUUGGCCAGCCCGGUUCAAGAUAAUUAAAGGGGUGGCAAGAGGGAUUCUUUAUCUCCACCAAGAUUCUAGACUAACAAUAAUUCAUAGAGAUCUCAAAGCAAGCAACAUCUUGUUGGACACAGAUAUGUGUCCCAAGAUAUCAGAUUUUGGUAUGGCCAGGAUAUUUGGUGGAAGCGAACGACAAGUAAACACAACACGAGUUGCUGGUACAUACGGCUACAUGUCUCCUGAGUAUGCUAUGCAAGGCUCAUUCUCUGUUAAGUCUGACACCUAUGCUUUUGGUGUUCUACUACUGGAGAUUGUAAGCAGCUUAAAGAUCAGCUCAUCCCUAAUAAACUUUCCAAACCUCAUUGCUUAUGCAUGGAGCUUAUGGAAAGAUGGAAAUGCAUGGGAAUUGGUGGACUCAUCAAUUUCUGUGAGUUGUUCACUUCAGGAACUGGUACGAUGUAUUCAGUUAGGCCUUCUGUGCGUCCAAGACCAUCCAAAUGCGAGGCCACUCAUGUCUUCCAUCGUGUUCAUGCUGGAGAAUGAAACGGCCCCACUUCCUACCCCAAGAGAACCUCUAUAUUUUACAGUUCGGAACUACGAAACUGAUCGAUCAAAUGAAUCCGUGCAAAGAUAUCUGAAUAACAUGAGUAUCACAACUCUAGAGGCGCGUUAGAUUUUUAGUUUCAUCGUUACUUAAAUUUGUAAAACUUCUUCUUGUCUGUGCUAGCGUACAAUUACACUAGCCAUUCGUGCUUGUACAUGAAAGUGUUCCAAUAAGUGUAUGUUGUAUUUUCCAUCAGCGAUUUGUGUUAAAACAAUAUUAUCCAGGUUGUCACUAAUUUGCACAUC
Zea mays is the source of this 2782-nucleotide messenger RNA. RefSeq names its product G-type lectin S-receptor-like serine/threonine-protein kinase B120. Gene Ontology annotation, biological process: recognition of pollen; protein phosphorylation. Bases 159 to 2606 code for a protein of 815 amino acids. The record is from RefSeq and is a predicted model, not a curated record. Gene Ontology annotation, cellular component: plasma membrane. The transcript has 7 exons. Lineage: Eukaryota; Viridiplantae; Streptophyta; Magnoliopsida; Poales; Poaceae. Gene Ontology annotation, molecular function: ATP binding; protein serine/threonine kinase activity.